Trichomonas vaginalis G3 is the source of this 631-nucleotide messenger RNA. RefSeq lists its product as uncharacterized. The annotation marks the transcript as partial. The record is from RefSeq and is a predicted model, not a curated record. The transcript has a single exon. Lineage: Eukaryota; Parabasalia; Trichomonadida; Trichomonadidae.
AUGAUAACGAAGGCAGUAGAAGCUAGUGGAACAGUUACUAUUACAACUGUAACCCAGCAACUAUUUCGAACAAAGAUGGAUUUUAAUGAAUGUUUCAUUCAUCCAAAGUCAUUCUCUUUAGACCCUAACAUUUAUACAGAACUUGUAGAACAUUAUACAAACGAGGCUUUAUGUUUUCCUGUUAAAGUUCUGGAUUGGAUUCCUAUGGACGGUUCAUUCUCAAAGAAUACAGAUAGUUCAAGUGCAACAUUUACAGCAGCUUAUACGCCUAUUAAUGUUAAAAGUAUUUGGGCACUAUUUAGAAAGAAAGACAACUAUUAUGUUAAUUUUGAGAACCCUAAGUUUAAAUAUCUUCAGCUUUCCAUGGGAGCUUAUGGAAAUAUGCCUGCAGAACCUGAAAAAUCAUAUGGACCUGUAUUUUAUGAAAUGGUUGCGAACGCUUGCAAUACAAACAAUGAUAUGAUAGGAUUUAAUGAAGAUGUUAUGAGGUCAUUGGUGGAUGAUGGUAGUGUGGAACAUAAAUGGGAUAGCUAUGACAACACACAUUUCUUAUGUGGUUUUCCAACAGAAGUGGACUUUUGCUUCCAGCAAGGUCAAACAUCUACUGCUCCAAUAACAUACAAAUUGUCUG